CAAUGGAUACCGCUCAAAACUCCUCUUCUUUCAGCUGCGAAAUCAGUAUCCUACAAGCCAUAAACUUAGAGUUCAAAUCUCCUAAGAAUCUCUUCGUUAGAUACUAUCUUUCUGCAGGUAACAACGAGAGGAUUCGCCUCAACACCCAACAACAGAUCUCCUCCAAAUCCGACUUCAUUUGGAACCAGUCUUUCUCAUUGGAGUGUUUGGGUACGCAAGAUUCUAUCCACGCCCUCAAGCAAUCAACCGUUGUCUUCGAGCUGCGGCAGGCCAAGACACUGCCUUUGCUCGGCAGAAUUUUGGGGUGGUCUCGGCUCCUUGGCAGGGGUGAGAUCCCUUGGGAGGAAGUUUUUGGAUCGCCGAACAUGGAAGUUGCUAAAUGGGCGUGUUUGGUUCGUGAAGGAUUGGGCCUCAAGCAACCCAAGUUGAAGGUGGGGAUGAGAGUGAGGGUUAAUAAAAUGGAAAGGGAGAUGAAGAGAAAGCGAUGUGGGAAAUGGAAGGAUGAGUGUGGAUGCAAUUGUAAGAUGGAUUAUUGUGCGGAUCAUGACGUCUUUGCUAUUGCUGCCGCUAUGGAAUUCUUAUAGCCAGCGCCUCACCCCAUGCAUGCAAAUUCAUUAAUUAGUGCCACUUCAAGAAUCUCUUUCUACUU
Molecule: messenger RNA, 649 nt
Organism: Cucurbita pepo subsp. pepo (vegetable marrow)
Lineage: Eukaryota; Viridiplantae; Streptophyta; Magnoliopsida; Cucurbitales; Cucurbitaceae
Source: RefSeq, a predicted model, not a curated record